AUGGCCGGCGCCGGGCUGGCCGGCGCGCCUCCCGUGCGGCUCUGGGUGCGCCGCGUGGGCGUUUACUGCGACGAGCGCCGCCAGACGUGGCUCGUGGCUGCGGAAGAGGAGGAAGGAAUGCUGAGGGCCCGCAUCCAAAGAGUUCAGGUGCCCCUGGGUGAGGCGCUGCGGCCCAGCCAGCUCCCCCCAUCCCGGCUGCCUCAUAUGUGGCAGCUGUCCCAGGGUGAGCAGUACAGGGAUAGUAACUCUCGCGUUUGGGAGAUAGAGCACCAUCUCAUGCUUGGUGGUGUGGAAGAACUGCUGCUUAAACUCGUGCCUGGUGAUUAAUCUGGAGCAGUGGCUCUAGGAAGAGCUCCUUGUAUGUUUUGUACAAUCAAUGAUUCUCUCUCCACUGAAAUGCAGCCACCUCUGAGGUGGAAGCACUUUAACAACACACAGCACCAUCACACGAGAGUUUAGCACAGG
Molecule: messenger RNA, 465 nt
Organism: Nothoprocta perdicaria
Lineage: Eukaryota; Metazoa; Chordata; Aves; Tinamiformes; Tinamidae
Gene: MTCP1
Product: mature T cell proliferation 1
Exons: 4
Coding region: 1-327 (108 amino acids)
Molecular function (GO): protein serine/threonine kinase activator activity
Source: RefSeq, a predicted model, not a curated record